AAUCGCAAUUAGAUCAAGUUUUUCUCGAUAUCCAUUGCGUGAUUUGCAUCCGGAGGAACGAUAAAUCGUAUUCUUUUUUUUGGCUGACAACUGCUCGAGAAACGACGUCGCGAUAAAGAGGAAGCGCAAAUAAACCGAUCGGAGAGCUGCAGCGUACGAUACGCACGCGGUAUAAAGAUGGUAAAAAUGGCGAAGGUAUUUCGCGCGGUGACAGUAUCGACUUUGUCAAACAAUGGACAGUCAACACCUAAAUACAAUAAGCCGGUCACGCUCAGUAUCAACUAUGAUCCGCAAGGUCUUAGCGUUGAGUUCUUCGCAGGAGAUUCGACUGGGAAAGAUAAAACUACAUUAUUGGAAUUUCCGGUAACUCCUAGUACAGAAUGCUCCAGGGUAUCUUCACGAAGUUAUGUAUUUACAUUAGAUAUGGAUAGCUUACUUGUAACAUUCGCCAAUGAAACAGAUUUUCGGCACUUUCAUUCGCAAAUAUUGAAACUUAAAAAUGGCAAGGGUAUAUCUGCAUUCAAUGAAAGGACCGAAGAAUCUUCAGCGAUGCAGUACUUUCAGUUUUAUGGCUAUCUGUCUCAGCAACAAAACAUGAUGCAAGAUUAUAUUAGGACCAGUACAUACCAGCGAGCAAUUUUAGGAAAUCUAUCAGAUUUUAAAGACAAAGUCGUGUUAGACGUAGGCGCGGGCUCUGGGAUAUUGUCGUUCUUUGCGGUUCAAGCGGGCGCAAAGAAAGUGUACGCGGUAGAAGCAAGUAACAUGGCAAAUCAUGCAGAAUUGUUAGUUGCCGCAAAUAAUUUAUCGGAUAAGAUUGUUGUCAUAGCUGGUAAAAUAGAAGAAAUUGAGUUACCUGAACUAGUAGACUGUGUAGUGAGCGAACCAAUGGGUUAUAUGUUAUACAAUGAACGAAUGCUUGAAACUUACCUUCACGCGAAAAAGUGGUUAGUUCCAGGUAAACGCAUAUCCAUUAUUUUGUUGCUUGGUUUACACUCAUCAAUUCUAACACGAUCGAACGAUUCCAACACAGGUGGCAGAAUGUUCCCUUCGCGAGGCGAUCUUCAUAUUGCGCCAUUUUCUGACGAAAACCUUUACAUGGAACAAUUUAAUAAAGCUAAUUUUUGGUAUCAAACGUGUUUCCAUGGAGUGGAUCUCUCGGCAAUGAGAAAUAAUGCAAUUAAAGAGUACUUUAGGCAACCAAUCGUCGAUACCUUUGAUAUAAGAAUUUGUAUGGCUAAAUCCAUUAGACAUAUAGUCGACUUCCAAACAGCUAAUGAGACUGACUUACAUAAAAUAGAAAUUGAUGUUGAUUUUCAUAUACUGGAGAGCGGCACCUGCCACGGGCUUGCAUUUUGGUUUGACGUUGCAUUUAUCGGGUCGACGCAACAGGUCUGGUUGAGUACGGCUCCCACAGAACCUCUCACGCAUUGGUACCAAGUUCGUUGCCUUUUGGAAAAUCCUUUAUUCUGUAAAAGCGGUCAGCUGUUAUCCGGAAAGGUCAUUCUUAUUGCGAACAAAAGACAAUCUUACGACGUGACAAUAGAAUUGAAGCUGGAAGGGACGAAUAUGGAGAGCAGUAGUAACGCUUUGGAUUUGAAAAAUCCGUACUUCAGAUACACGGGCGGCGCGGUUGCGCAGCCACCUCCUGGUUUAAAUAAUAGCUCGCCCAGCGAGUCUUAUUGGACAACCUUGGACGCUCAGGGUGCCAGGCAAGCAGUGAACAUGGUCAAUGGAAUGUCCGUUAACGGUUUGGGAGAGGUUUCGAUGGACGCGACCGCAGCAGUGAACGCCGGCAAUUUACUCGCAAUAGGAGGUCAGCCAAACAUUCACCCCGGUUCGAUUUCGAGUACAGGACGGGGGCGAGUCGGUGGCACGGCGACGAGUACGCAAGCAGCGCAAUUAAUAGGCGGUGGAAUCACCCCAAACAUGUUCACAUCACCAGCAACGAUUGAUUAAAAACAAACAGGGAAGUAAAAAGAGAUAAAUGAAUACCACUUGAUUAAGAAGCUAGACAACACUAGGAUCCCAACAAGAGAAAUGCUCAGCUUUGUAUAACGCAUACAUAAAUGUGAAUUCAUGUAUGCCUACUAACUCGUGAUAUAUGUAUACUGUUUGCCUAUGUCUUUUUUAUGUAUUAUAUCUAUGUAUAAAGAGAUCAUGUUUUAAACGUACAACAAUUACAUCAAAUUGCUUGUACAUAUUCGUGCAUUGUACUUCAACGAAACUUGAUUUAUUUUACAUUUAGUACGUCGACAAUUAUCCUGCAAUUAUUCUCAGGUGAAAAUGCCAUAAAGUUCGAUAUUACGAUGUGAAUUGAUUUUCCUGAACGCUAGGAAAGGAAUCAGAUUAGUGUAGAAUCAAACUGAACAUUGAUAUGCGUUGUAUCGAUACACGAUAGCAUUUAUAAGCUCCAUCUAAUGAUACAUCGAGGAGAAAUUGUGCGCAAAUUGUAGAGAGCGAGGCGCCUAAUGUUAUCGACCAAAUAAUCUUCGUUCGUUUUACGAUCUGAAAAAAAUGUCCGUGGAAGGAACGUUUUGGUCCGGAGGGACAAAUAUUGGUGGAUCGUCGUUUUUUCAAGAUCGUAUAUCUUUCAAAUUUUUAAACGUAUUGAUGUAUUUUUAAACGGGGUUACACAUAUAUUUUUGUAUACGGUUCUGAUCGAUAUCGAAACAAAUUUAAAUACCUAUAAUGACACAAUUCUCAAGCGUCCGUGAGUACCAACGAUUUUCGAGAUAAAGAUUUUCGUGUUCGAAACCGUCGAAGCCAUCCACAAAAUACUGUACAAGGAAAUACGUAAUACCAUGCAACGAAACUGCAAUGGCUUCCAAGUCGUAAAAAAUAUAACUUGAAAAAGAACGAUCUUCUAAUUGUAGCAUUUGUUAAUUUGGACCAAACAAUCUCUUGCAGAGAUAUUUUUUUUUGUGUUGUUAGAAGAAAUCGAGAUCGUAGGGCGAUAACGUUAGCUGCCUAGACCUGAAUAAUAGAAAAUCCGUUGAUGCACAAAGUAAACGAGCAUUCAAAAGCCAAAACAAGCCAAA
This is a messenger RNA of Colletes gigas, 3038 nucleotides long. It is a transcript of the gene Art4, whose product is annotated as histone-arginine methyltransferase CARMER. The coding region runs from base 178 to 1956 and encodes 592 amino acids. Gene Ontology annotation, biological process: peptidyl-arginine methylation. Gene Ontology annotation, molecular function: protein-arginine N-methyltransferase activity. Lineage: Eukaryota; Metazoa; Arthropoda; Insecta; Hymenoptera; Colletidae. The transcript has 7 exons. The record is from RefSeq and is a predicted model, not a curated record.